Messenger RNA from Protopterus annectens (West African lungfish), 1676 nucleotides. RefSeq names its product cytochrome b-c1 complex subunit 2, mitochondrial. Gene Ontology annotation, biological process: proteolysis. Gene Ontology annotation, molecular function: metal ion binding; metalloendopeptidase activity. The transcript is spliced from 16 exons. Gene Ontology annotation, cellular component: mitochondrion. The coding region runs from base 100 to 1464 and encodes 454 amino acids. The record is from RefSeq and is a predicted model, not a curated record. NCBI's taxonomy places the organism in Eukaryota, Metazoa, Chordata, Ceratodontiformes, Protopteridae.
CCAAGUAUGCUGGUUAGCUAUUGGUCUCUUGCAGUAAGCAGUAGGAUAGGUUAGGUUAGGCCUUUCGGUCAAUGCUACUGGAGAAGGAGAGUUCUGAAGAUGAAGUCUGCAAGAAGUGUUCUUUCGUUUUCUAGAAGAGCGUAUUCAGCCAAGCCUGCCCUUAAACGUGAAACCUCGGGAGCUGCAGAACAUGUUAAACUUCCUCCCCAGAAUCUCCAGGUCACUAAAUUACCAAGUGGAUUAGUGAUUGCCUCAUUGGAAAAUUACUCUCUAAAUUCAAAGAUUGGAGUGUUUCUAAAAGCUGGCAGUAGAUAUGAAACCGCUGACAACCUGGGUGUCGCUCAUCUUCUUCGUCUUGCAUCUUCCCUGACAACGAAAGGAGCAUCUGCUUUUAAGAUUACCCGUGGCAUUGAAGCCAUUGGUGGUACCCUAAGUGUGACGACUACUAGAGAAAAUAUGGUCUACACAGUGGGUUGCAUGCGGGAUUAUAUUCCACCGUCUAGCCUGUACAUGUUCCUUCUCAGAUCCAACCCACAGUUUUGGAGAGUUGAACUAUCAGAUCUGAAGGAGUUUAGAAAAACAGAUCAGUCGUUUCAUUACCCACACCCAGAAGUGGGUUUACUUGAAAAUCUGCAUGCAGCUGCUUACCGUUGUGCUCUUUCCAACUCCUUGUAUUGUCCUGAUUAUAGGAUUGGUAAAAUCACACCAGAAGAGCUACAAGACUUUGUACAAAACAACUUUAGAAGUGCCAGGAUGGCUCUGGUCGGACUAGGCAUAAGUCAUUCUGAGCUCAAGCAAGUGGGUGAGCAGUUCCUUAACAUCAGAAGUGGAAGUGGUUCUGGUCUUGUGAAAGCCAGCUAUCGAGGAGCUGAGAUUCGUGAGCAGAAUGCAGAUGACCUUGUCCAUGCGGCAGUCGUGUCAGAAGGUGCUGCUUCUGGAAGUGCAGAGACCAAUGCAUUCAGUAUCCUUCAACAGAUACUAGGGACAGGAUCUUUUGUCAAGCGAGGCAACAACGUCAGCAGCAAGCUUUUUCAGGGUGUAGUAAAGGCAACUACACAGCCAUUUGAUGUGUCUGCCUUCAAUGUUAACUACUCAGAUUCUGGGUUGUUUGGCAUUUAUGCAGUUUCUCAGUCUGCUGCAGCUGGAGAUGUUCUCAAAGCUGCUAUGAACCAAGUAAAAGCUGUUGCAGAGGGUGGUAUCACAGAUGCCGAUGUUGCACAAGCAAAAACUCAGUUGAAAGCCAGGUUCUUAAUGUCACUGGAGUCUUCAGAUGAGCUGCUGAAUGAGAUUGGUUCUCAGGUACUGGCAACAGGUGCAUACAUACCACCGUCUGAUGCAGCUCAAGCUGUUGAUGCUGUGUCUGCUACUGAAGUAAUAAAUGCUGCAAGGAAAUUUAUCGCUGGCAAGAAGUCUAUGGCAGCAAGUGGGAACCUAGGACAUACACCUUUCGUUGACGAGUUGUAAAGUAGAUUGUUCGUUUGAUUGCUGUACAUCAGAUGAAGUGACAAAUUAAAGCUGUGAAUUCUCAUCUCCAGAAGAAACUUGUCAAUACUGUGUCUCCAGUUCUAUUCUAUGAACAGAUGGGCUUUGGGCAGUAGUUCACAGCAUCCUGCAGGGUCGUGAUUAGUUCUGUGUUUGUCACAGUUUCACCAGUAAUAAAAAAAAAUUGUUCUUCC